GGCUUGAGCCACCGCGCCCGGCCCCAUGUACCUAUUUUGAUCCUCAGAAGAGUCCCAGGGAAGCCAAUGACAUGACCACCCACACCCACUGCACGAACAGGCAAAAGCCCCUGCCCACGAGGGCCCUGUCUGCUUUCUGCCCAGCCCUGGGCCUGCUGAACAGCAGGUGCUAAAGAGCCUGCAGCUCUUGACUGAACCAAGGAUCUGGGCUCAUAGCCGGGAGCACCAGAGGAGGGGCCAGGGAGGUGGAGGAUGGGAGCAGGCUGGGAAGGGUGGGGGUGACACCGCGGGGCCUCUAGAACCCAGCCUGGUCACACUCUGCAGGCAGAUAGUGGCUCACCAGGAACCUGAGCCUCUCUGAAGACUCCUCUCUGUGUCAUCCACACCUGGUGUCCAGUUCCACAAACAUGCUCUGAGCCCCUGCUCCGUGCCAGGCACUGUGCUGGGCAGUGCUGGGGACACAGUGGUGACAGCCCAGCCCUGCCCAGCUGAGGCUCCCAGGUCAGUGGGGGAAAAAGACCCAGCCCCAGACAGCAAGAACCCAGGGCGGUCAGGGCUAGGACAGGGAAUCCAGGGGGUACAUGACCCAGCCUUGGAGUCCAGGAGGGCUUCCUGAAGGAGGGGGUUUGGGGAAGGCAGUGGAAUAGAGCAGAGGAAAGCAGGGAUAUUCUGGGUAGACAGCAAGUGAGACAGAAGAACUGAAGCAGAGGGUUCUCGGAAGCAAGGGGUGUUCUAUAUAGCUGGUCAGGUGGGCAGGGGUCAGGCUGGGCAGGGCCUCCUGGGCCACAGCAAGGCACCUGGGCUUCCUCCCAAGGGCACUGGGGAGCCACAGCAGGUUCUGUGCAGGGAGGGGCAGAGUCAGGUUUCUGUUUUAGAAAUAGCCUCUGUCUGCCAUGUGGAGGGGCAAUGGGAAGGGGUGAAACCAGGGCCAGAGACUAGAGAGGAGGUUAGUGGGGAGACAGGAGACCCAGGCAAGGCGGGGUGGUGGGUGGUCACCUACACCAGGGCGGGGGCUGCAGGCAGGGAGAGAAGAUAUACUUGGAGUCAGUUGCCAGAGGGAGUGGCGUCCUCGGGAAGUAGGGGAAGCAUCAGGGAUGAAGCCCCGGGUCUCUCUUCCCAGUGAUGAGGUGGGCAGUGGCACCUUCCCUGAUAAGGUGACCAGGAGAAGAAACACUUCUGGGGGAACACGCCAAGGUCAGUUUGGGACAAGGUGAGUGAGAGGUGCCCAGGGACAUGGGGGAGGCAUCCUGACUGAUACUGGGACGAGGUCCCAGGGCUCCGGGCCAGGAAGGAGAAGGGGGAGGUGAGGUCGCAGGUGGGGAGAGGGAGCAGGAGGCGCCAGGACAUCCUCCGAGCCUCUCACCUGGCCUCACCCUCGCCUCCUCUGGGCCUCCCCCCACCCCCGCUUGUCAGAGCCCUGCCCAGCGAGGUCAGCCCAGGACACGGUGCUGGAGGAACAAACGAGGACAGAAUCAUAAAUGAGGACUCAAUAAGGGCGUCUCCCCAGCCCCACUUUGGGUAAGUGCAGAGCCAGUGUCAAAACUCAGCUCUCUUUGGCCCCAAAGCCUCCAAAUACACCCAUUUGACAGAUGGGGGAAAACAAGGCCUGCGGAGAGGGAGAAAGAGAAUGUGAAUUUCCGACCACUUUGCAGGAAGCCAACAAGAAGCAGAGCCCUGAAGAAAGCAUGUGGCUGUACAGCUUCCUGCCCUUCUAUCUGGGUUUGCACACAGAGCAGGGCUCAAAUCCCCUCUCUCUGCAGGAACCUGGACAAGCAGGAGUCCCCACCUGGGGCGUCGGUUUCUCCAUCUGCAAAGGGGAGUCCUAAAGAUGCCCACUUUCCAGGGUUGUUUAUUUUGCCAUCCAUGGAAAUAACACCUGUAGGUCCCCUGCACGGGGUGGGGCCAGGAAAGGCGCAGUCACUUUUUACUGAUUUUAUUCCUUGGAGACUCCCAAGCUCUCCCAGGAGGCCAUGGGCCUGGGUGGUCGGUAAGAACUACCCAAAAAUCUUCCCCCGCUUCUCCUCCCUUCUCCUUGGUGACCUGGUUCUUCUCCCAGUACCAAAUCCCGGCCUUCAGCACAAAGAGGGUUAGGCGGCUGCCCCAGGAGGCCUGGCCAGGUCACGGCCUCUGCCUGGUACCUGCCACACCCACCCUGGUACCCAAACUGGGCCCCAGAUCCUUGGUGACUCGAUCCCUCCAAAUUCAGGUGAUCUCCCCUGGCUCCAAAUCACCAAACCCUCCCAGGUCCAGCGGCAGACGGAGCCGAGCCCCAACCAGGAAGGGAGUCUGAGCGCUGGGACUUCAACGCCACCAUCUCCAGGACUCUUUUUGGGGUGACAGAUGGCACUGACUGGGUACAGCUGGCUACUCCUCAGUGCCACAUUCCUGAGUGUGGGGGCCGAGAUCUCUAUCACCCUGGAGCCUGCCCAGCCGACCGAAGGGGACAACGUCACACUGGUCGUCCACGGGCUUUCCGGGGAACUGCUCGCCUACAACUGGUACGCGGGGCCCACGCUCAGCGUGUCGUACCUGCUGGCCAGCUACAUUGUGAGCACAGGCGAUGCGACACCUGGCCCCGUCUACACGGGGCGGGAGGCUGUGCGCCCCGACGGCAGCCUGGACAUCCAGGGCGUCCUGCCCGGGCACUCAGGCACCUACAUCCUGCAGACCUUCAACAGGCAGUUUCAGACCGAGGUGGGCUACGGACACGUGCAGGUCUAUGAGAUCUUGGCCCAGCCCACAGUCUUGGCCAACAGCACAGCACUGGUGGAACGUCGAGACACCCUGCGUUUGACAUGCAGCAGCCCUAGCCCCACCGCCGAGGUCCGCUGGUUCUUCAACGGUGGAGCCCUGCCCGUCGCUCUCCGCCUGGGACUGUCCCCCGAUGGGAGGACGAUAAGCAGGCAUGGCAUCCGCCGGGAGGAGGCCGGCGCCUAUCAGUGUGAGGUGUGGAACGCGGUCAGUGUCAGCCGCAGCAAGCCCAUCAACCUGACGGUGUACUUUGGCCCAGAACGUGUGGCCAUCCUCCAGGAUUCCACCACCCGCACAGGCUGCACCAUCAAAGUUGACUUCAACACGUCCCUCACCCUGUGGUGCGUGUCCAGGUCCUGCCCAGAGCCCGAGUAUGUGUGGGCCUUCAACGGGCAGGCCCUAAGGAACGGCCAAGACCACCUCAACAUCAGCAGCAUGACCGCUGCCCAGGAGGGGACGUACACAUGUAUUGUGAAGAACACCAAGACCCUGCUCUCUGGAUCUGCCUCAGUGGUGGUCAAGCUCUCCGCUGCAGCAGUUGCCAUGAUGAUCGUGCCCGUGCCCACCAAGCCGAUGGAGGGCCAGGAUGUGACGCUGACCGUGCAGGGCUACCCCAAGGACCUGCUGGUCUAUGCCUGGUACCGCGGGCCUGUCUCUGAGCCCAACCGGCUGCUCAGCCAGCUGCCUUCAGGGACCUGGAUUGCAGGCCCCGCACAUACAGGCCGGGAGGUGGGCUUCCCCAACUGCUCGCUGUUGGUGCAGAAGCUGAACCUCACAGACGCUGGCCGCUACACACUCAAGACCGUCACGCUGCAGGGCAAGACUGAGACACUGGAUGUGGAGCUGCAGGUGACCCGUGAGUAUGCAGGAAGGGGAAGGGCAUGCCCCUUGUUAGAUGGGGGGUGGGGGUUUCCAAAAGGAGUCUGCUUCCUACAUCAAGCUGGGAGACAUAGACCAAAGAUGGAUAUGCCUCCCCCAUCAGACUGAAGGAAGCCUUGUCUCCUCCAUCUGACUUGGGGGGUCCCCAAAUAGGGCUCUGCUUCUUCUAUCAAACUAAUGACCUACACUGUGGGUAGACAGGCCUCUUCCAUCAGACUAGGGGUUGCUAAAGGGGACCCCUCCAUGCCUUCUCUCUCGAAUAAGAGGUACAGCAGACUGAAGGUUUUAAAAGAGAAGGCAUAGUCUGAUGGCAGAGCCUCCUUUUUCCUGCAGUCAGGUAGACACUGAAACAUAGGAGAUAUUACCUCUUUCACCAUAUUGGGGAAAUGGGUUAAUGAAGGAAGUUUACCUCUCCUAUCAGACUGCAGGCAUAGAGUAAGGAUGAAUCAGACCUUCUAUUCAGACUGGAAGAUCCUGCGCAAAAGGGAUCAUGUCUCCUCCUUUGUAUUAUUGCGAGGGCAAAGUUCCUACCAUCAGAUGGUGGAGUUUCUCUUUCAAACUGAAAUAAGGAUGGUCUGCUCCAUUAGGAUGGAGGCUUCUAGGUGUGGAAGUUGUGUCUCCUCCAUCAGAUAGGGAGUUCCCAGAUGUUGGGGACCAUGUCUCCCCAUCAGACUGGGAGCUCCAGGAGUGAGGGUCUAUGUCUCCUCCAUCAGACUGGGAGCUCCCAGAGUCAGAGUCCAUGUCUCCCCCAUCAGACUGGGAGCUCCUGGAGUCAGGGUCCCUGUCUCCUCCAUGAGACUGGGAGCUCCCAGAGGCAGGGACCAUGUCUCCUCCAUCAGACUGGGAGCUCCUAGAAUCAGGGACCAUGUCUCCUCCAUCAGACUGGAAUCUCCUAGAAUCAGGGACCAUGUCUUCUCCAUCAGACUGGGAGCUCUUAGUCAGGGUCCCUGUCUCCUCCAUCAGACUGGGAGCUCCCAGAGUCAGGGACCAUGUCUCCUCCAUCAGACGGGGAGCUCCCAGACUCAGGGACCAUGUCUCCUCCAUCAGACUGGGAGUUCCCAGAGUCAGGAUCCAUGUCUCUUCCAUCAGACUGGGAGUUCCCAGAGUCAGGAUCCAUGUCUCCUCCAUCAGACUGGGAGCUCCCAGACUCAGGGACCAUGUCGCCUCCAUCAGACCGGGAGCUCCCAGACUCAGGGACCAUGUCGCCUCCAUCAGACCGGGAGCUCCCAGACUCAGGGACCAUGUCUCCUCCAUCAGACUGAGCAUCCCCAGGGAUUUGUGAGUCCAUGUUUCUAUAGCAGAGCCAGGUUUCCCCCAUUAGCUCUCAGACACUUGGGGAUGAGAUCCUUCCCCAAGUCUGGCAUCAGACUGAGCACUCUCACUCUGAAGCCAAGUCCCUGAGUCCAGGAUGGUGCCUUCUCUGUCACUGGAAACUUCCAGGAUCAAGGACUCAGCCACUGCCAGACACCCACUUUCAUCCAUUCACUGAUGAAACCCUGGUUUCCUGGAUGAGUGUUAGGGGAGAAUGCUGUUCAGUGGCAGCAGGCCACCCCGACAAAGCCUGGGAUUCCUUUUCACCCAUUCUCUCUUCUCACAGUCAACCUCCCUCCCUCGCACAAGGACCAACGCUACCUUCCUGAACCUGAACCUGGCACAGGCUGAGCGUGGGGCGGAACCGGCCACUGGGUGGCCCAGCCUGGGCAGGGGAGCAGAAGGGGUGGGGGCACUGGGGACCUGGUCCUCCACCUCCCUGAUGGCCUCCUUUGCCCCCUCUCCCCAUCUGCCCCCACAGCCCUGGGGUAGCAGCGUGACCCUGGAGACGUCCAGAGAGAAGAGCUUUUCACGUCAUCCUCUCGUCCUCACCCCCUGAGUGGAGACCCCUCCCCGCCAGUGAGGAUGCCGGGUUGUGGUCCUGCUGUUCUCCUGCUUCCACCCUAGAACUAGAGCCACGGGGCCCCACUCCCUCGCUGAGCUUUUGGGGAGCCACGAAGUCCAUAAACGUCCUGGUUAAUGCACAUGUGUGUCAGCCUCUCCUUCCACCACUGCUAGCCCCCGCCAUUUCCCGGUUGCCACAGUCACUUCCUUUCCUGCUUAAGACGUUUCUCAGUCUGGGUGUGCAGGUGCAAGAGGAUGAGCCCAGA
Sapajus apella (tufted capuchin) is the source of this 5771-nucleotide messenger RNA. RefSeq names its product CEA cell adhesion molecule 16, tectorial membrane component (gene CEACAM16). The coding region runs from base 2341 to 3738 and encodes 465 amino acids. The record is from RefSeq and is a predicted model, not a curated record. Lineage: Eukaryota; Metazoa; Chordata; Mammalia; Primates; Cebidae. The transcript has 6 exons.